Megalobrama amblycephala (Wuchang bream) is the source of this 1209-nucleotide messenger RNA. It is a transcript of the gene mrpl2, whose product is annotated as mitochondrial ribosomal protein L2. Bases 260 to 1144 code for a protein of 294 amino acids. Gene Ontology annotation, cellular component: ribosome. Gene Ontology annotation, molecular function: RNA binding; structural constituent of ribosome. The transcript has 6 exons. The record is from RefSeq and is a predicted model, not a curated record. Gene Ontology annotation, biological process: cytoplasmic translation. Lineage: Eukaryota; Metazoa; Chordata; Actinopteri; Cypriniformes; Xenocyprididae.
AAUGGAACGUGACGUGAACUCAGCGCGACACCGCGCGUUGUGUGAUUGUGCUGAAGGGCAGAGUGGAUUUAUAUAAAUGUGUGUGUUGAGAGAAUGAAUGUAAAGUUCGCAUGUGCUUCUGUCUGGUAGAGAGAUCUCAGCAGCGUGUUUUUAUAUCUGCGCUAAACUAGUGAUCAGUGAUGUUCUUGAAGCAUGUUUGAUACGUUUAAUCUGCUGCAGUGACAGUUAUUCUUGCAUUGUGAGUUUGUUUAGGUUGAGGAUGAGCGUCAGUCUGCUGUCACGCGCACUGCGUUCUCUGUCUCUGUCGGGCGCGCGGACUGUCUCAUCUCAGAUCGCGAGUCUCUCCGGUGUUUCCGUGGAUCUGACGGGAUGUCGCGGCUUCAUGACGAGCGCGUGUCAGCGGCAGAACCGGAGCCUGUGGAAACAGAGGGAGAAAUACACCGUGCGACCGAUCGGCAUGAAGAAGACCGGAGGACGAGAUUACACAGGUAGGAUUGUCACACACGGCAUCGGCGGAGGCCACAAGCAACGAUACCGGAUGAUUGACUUCCAGCGACUGCGUUACGAACCCGGCCGAGAGGGCCAGCCCAUCGUGGAGAAGGUGGUGGAAGUGAGAUACGACCCCUGCAGAUCGGCCGACAUCGCUCUGGUCGCCGGCGGAAGCCGCAAGCGCUGGAUCAUCGCCACCGAGAACAUGGAGGCCGGAGAUCUGAUCAAGACGUCCAGUGCCAUCGGACGCAUGGCCGUUCUGGCCAAAGAGGGAGACUCUCAUCCUCUCGGGGCUCUUCCCGUCGGCACGCUCAUAAAUAAUCUGGAGCUGUACCCUGGGAAGGGAGCUCAGUACAUCCGCGCCGCAGGCACAUGUGGAGUGUUGCUGCGGAAAGUCAACGGCACAGCCAUCGUUCAGCUGCCGUCCAAACAUCAGAUUCAGGUGUUGGAGACGUGUGUGGCUACGGUUGGCCGAGUAUCGAACGUCGACCACAACAAGCGCAUCAUCGGGAAGGCGGGCCGUAACCGCUGGCUCGGCAUCCGACCCUCGAGCGGCCUCUGGCAGAGAAAGGGUGGCUGGGCGGGUCGCAAGAUCAGACCGCUGCCGCCCAUGAAGAGCUUCGUCAAUCCUCCCUCUGCGGCCGCCAAAACAUGACGAGUCUGGACUCUAAUAUAGUGACCAGAGACGGCAACACAAUAAAACUAACCAUCCGCACAACA